This is a messenger RNA of Microbotryum saponariae, 228 nucleotides long. Lineage: Eukaryota; Fungi; Basidiomycota; Microbotryomycetes; Microbotryales; Microbotryaceae. The record is from the annotation of a GenBank genome assembly.
AUGCCCCCGAUUGCGGGGUUCUCCGGUGAGUCUCAAUCAUCAGAUGUUGCAACAUACACAGGUUGUUUCCGCAGCGGGCAAAGGGGGGGGGGGUAUGCUUCCGUUUUCAGGCGGCGAAACAGUGGCCAAAGACUCGCUCGAGGCAAGCCCGGGGGCCUGGCACUUUACACUGGGCACCGAAUGAUACGUAAGAAGAGGACUCAGAAUAGAUUGUUUGGCUGGCAGUAG